This is a messenger RNA of Fomitiporia mediterranea MF3/22, 700 nucleotides long. RefSeq lists its product as uncharacterized. The transcript has 3 exons. Lineage: Eukaryota; Fungi; Basidiomycota; Agaricomycetes; Hymenochaetales; Hymenochaetaceae. The coding region runs from base 73 to 483 and encodes 136 amino acids. The record is from RefSeq and is a predicted model, not a curated record.
CGCACUUUGGCGACGAGUGCUGUUGUGAGUUGCAUCUUUACACAUUGUCCUUGCUAAACCUGAACACGGGAUAUGGAACAACACCGGCUCAUUCCGCUUGGCCGAGUAGAAGAAAUAGCCCAGGAAACAGUGAAUUUGUCAAACGCGCUCAACAAUCUUAGUCAAGAAUUUGCCGGCAUAGCUCACGACGGGAUGGCUGAUAUCGAUGAUAUCUACGAAUUCAAGUUGUAUCAGGCACGAGAGCAAAAUAAGCGUGCAAUUCAUUGGGGAGGAGACCUUGACGAGAGACCGAAUUUGGCUCGUCUACCGUGUCAAGGCCUACAGCAGUUGCCAGGAAAUGUACCAUUUCCGCACACUGCCGAUGAAUUUUUUAAUUUAACGAUGGCACAAUACGGAGCUCUUCUACAGGCAUACGGACAACCGGACAACGGACAUCGUACCGAUUUGAUGAUCCGCCUCCUAUUUUACAUUACGGGUCUUUAGCAGAUGAGGCAAGGUCUUAAUCUUAUGUUCAGUGGUUAUCCCUGUUUUGUGUCCCUUUUCGGUCCGAAUUGUGACUUGGUUCCGGACUGCAGUCAGUAAUUCUUGUAGUAUCCUACUGUCAUCCGUAUAUCACAGAUUGUUGUUACGCAGCCAAUAAGCUAUGGUGGAUUGUAGCUCGUCACCACACCUACAGGCUGUUAAACGCGGACAAUAUAAA